This is a messenger RNA of Alligator mississippiensis (American alligator), 948 nucleotides long. RefSeq names its product olfactory receptor 1052-like. The transcript has a single exon. Gene Ontology annotation, molecular function: olfactory receptor activity; G protein-coupled receptor activity; odorant binding. Lineage: Eukaryota; Metazoa; Chordata; Crocodylia; Alligatoridae. The record is from RefSeq and is a predicted model, not a curated record. Gene Ontology annotation, cellular component: membrane. Gene Ontology annotation, biological process: sensory perception of smell; G protein-coupled receptor signaling pathway. Bases 1 to 948 code for a protein of 315 amino acids.
AUGAUGACUGAAGGCAACUACUCAAUGAUGACUGGAUUUAUCCUCUUGGGUUUUUCAGGAAGUUCAGAGCUUCAUGUCAUACUCUUCUUGGUAUUCCUACUGAGUUAUGCUAUCACACUUUUAGGGAAUCUUGGAAUGAUCCUUUUAAUCAGGAUUGAUUCCCGUCUCCAUACCCCCAUGUACUUUUUUCUUGCAAACCUGGCUUUCAUAGAUAUUUUCUAUUCCUCAUGUAUUAGUCCAAAGAUGCUGUCUGGCUUCUUGAUGCAAAGGAAAACCAUUUCCUUUGUUGGGUGUGUGAGCCAGUUACACUUUUAUGGUGUCUUUGCAAUCUCUGAAGGCUAUCUGCUUGCUGCGAUGGCAUAUGACCGUUAUGUCGCUAUCCGCCACUCAUUGCUCUAUACAGUCAUUAUGUCACGCAAAGUGUGUGUGCUGCUGGUAUCUGCAUCAUAUGUUGCAGGAAAUGUGAUCUCCAUGGUACUCACAGUUGCCACAUUUCAACUAUUCUUCUGUGACUCCAAUAUUAUUGAUCACUUUUGCUGUGAAAUACCCCCACUGUUAUUGAUCUCCUGCUCCAACACUAGCAAUGUUAAGACAGUGACGUUGGCAGUUAUUGCCUUCAAUACAGUAAAUGUUAGCCUCACCUUAUUCAUUUCCUAUGCAUACAUUGUGGUCAUCAUCCUGAAGAUGCAGUCAGCUGAGGGCAGGCGCAAAGCCUUGUCCACCUGUGCUUCCCACUUGACUGCUGUUGGUAUCUUUGUUGGAGCUCUUGCAUUCACGUAUCUACGACCCACUUCCACGCACUCUCAGGAACAAGAUAAAGUGGCCUCCAUGUUCUAUGGCAUAGUGGUUCCUAUGUUGAACCCCCUCAUUUACAGCUUGAGGAACAAGGAGGUGAAGGAUGCUCUAAGGAAUGUUGUGGGGAGAAAAAUGAUUUUUCCACACAAGUAA